Molecule: messenger RNA, 537 nt
Organism: Anastrepha obliqua
Lineage: Eukaryota; Metazoa; Arthropoda; Insecta; Diptera; Tephritidae
Exons: 1
Coding region: 1-537 (178 amino acids)
Source: RefSeq, a predicted model, not a curated record
AUGCCAGUAGGGCGCACUCCACCCCGUGAACGGAGUAUACCGCUAUCUACCGCGCACACAACAAAUACAAAUCAGUGUUCAACUUACUCUGAUAAAACAGAAAUAGAAACAAGAGAAACGAUGGUUAAAAUAAGAGAAUCAACAAUUCCGCUAUCGUGGAGUGAUCAAUGUAAAACACCAAUAGCGUUAACGGCUAAUCACCAUCACGUGGAGAAUCCGGUAAUAAAGACUACUUUGGCGCCCUACAACUAUCCGCAAGAGAGAGCAAUUACAUCAUGCACGACAGCAACAGGUACUCACUACUCCAUUAUCACUACAUCUGCAACAGCUCUAAGCUCAACAACAACUUCAUCCACUUCUGCUAAACCAAUCCAUGUAUCUUCAACUCUCUUUCAAACUGCAACACGCAGUGCUGAAUGUAACGCACCAACUACACUGAUCGCAUCGUCAUCAACACCAACGCACAAUACCAGAAUGCAAAUGCAAAACGAAAAAAAAAGACUUUGUGCAAUCACAGUUAAAGAGAAACUGAGAUAA